AUGGAAGGGGUUCAAGAAAACAUAGGUGAAGGUAUUUUCCAAUGUACAAAUCAUCCUUACAAAAAUAAUACAACCCCAGGUGGGAUUUGUCCUUUUUGCCUUCAAGAAAAACUUGGAAACCUUGUUUCUUCCUCUGCUGUUUUUCCUUCUUAUUCUUCUUCCUCUUCAACUUCUUCUUUUAAAUCUGAUUUUGGUAACACUUCCAUUACUUCUUCAUCUCUUUCACUCCAAACCAACAUCAAGAAUACCACUAACUUUACAAAAUCAAGAAAGUCUGAAGGUGAAAAUUUUGUCCAUCAGAAAAAAGGGUUAUGGUCAUUUCUUUACAACUCAUCUUCUAAACAUUUUUCCACAGUUAAGAAAUCUGAAAACCCUACAAAAGACAUUAACUUUCCUUCAUCUUCAGCUUUGAGUGGUGGUUCUAUAGUGGUAGAGGAAAAUGAGAUCAGUCCUAUUCAGGUUUAUUCAAGAUCCAGAUCUAUUGGCUGUGGAAGCAGAAACGUUUCAGGUGAUUGUAUUUUGCGCAGAGUUGAGUCUCAAAGAGAAGGUAAACAUAGAGUUUCCUCAAGAAAAGAAUGCAUUAAAGAAAGAGUAAGAUGUAGAGGGAUUUUUAGUGGUUUUAUGAUUACUAAUUCUUCUUCAUCUUAUUGGGGAUGGGUAUUAGCAAGUCCAAUGAGAGCUUUUAGUAAACCAUUAUCAAGUAAGAAAAGAGAAGCCUCAAACAAGAAUGCUACUCCAAAUUUGGCUGCCAUUCCUUCUUUAUUGACAAAUUAG
Molecule: messenger RNA, 774 nt
Organism: Nicotiana tabacum (common tobacco)
Lineage: Eukaryota; Viridiplantae; Streptophyta; Magnoliopsida; Solanales; Solanaceae
Source: RefSeq, a predicted model, not a curated record